This is a messenger RNA of Aphanomyces astaci, 999 nucleotides long. RefSeq lists its product as hypothetical. The record is from RefSeq and is a predicted model, not a curated record. NCBI's taxonomy places the organism in Eukaryota, Oomycota, Saprolegniomycetes, Saprolegniales, Verrucalvaceae. The transcript has 2 exons. Bases 1 to 999 code for a protein of 332 amino acids.
AUGUCACACAGCUCCCACAUCCAGCCGCUCCUCUCUCUGAUGACGACCGGCCCAUCCGCCCCAGGUCGACACGCACCACACAUACCGUCAGCCACCCGCGCAAAGCUACACCACUCCAGUCAAGUCCAACUACGCCAUCUGCACCGGUUCAUACUCCCCCAACCCUUCAAACCGACUAAAGGCUCCUCCACACAGAGGUCCCUUCCGGGCAUAUGGCGUCAAUCCCAGCACAACGCACUGGCGCCUCAUUGUAUCAGCCUCCCCGUAUCCACUGCACCCAUCCCUGCACCCAUAACUACCCACCCUGGGACCCCUCAAACAACUAUACCUGCCAUCCCACUGCAUGGGACACACCACUCUCAUCCAACAUCGUCUGCAGCCACUGCUUCCGCCACUGCUUCCGCCACUACUUCCACCUACACGCAAGCCAAUCCUCACGCAGCCUACGCACAGACACACGAGUCCACUGCCCACUCACACAAGGGUCCCACUGCGACAAGUCCUAUCCCCACUACUCGUUACUGGGACCGUGAGACACACCACUUCGAAGGCUUUAUCGCUGACGAUAUUGCCGAUGUGAAGCGUCACUUCGCCGAUGCCAAAGUCCGUAUCCAGUUCUCCAUCAACCCGUCGCUCCAGCCUCCGGACGAACAACUCAGCAUACUCAACUACCGGCGACAGAUCGAGGUCAUAUGUCAGGAACGCUUCGGAAUUACCUUCCGCGGCGGCCUCCUGGAACACGGUCUUCAGCUCCUCACAGACCCCCUUCAACGCAACAUCCAGGCCUGGGCAGCACCACGACGUGGUUAUCUCUUCCUCCGAGACAUCUAUGUGGUUGGACUACCAUUACGCUGGUGUGCUCGACAACGGGCUCUCCUUCCACCAACUCAAAUACCGCAAUCCAUCCAAAAUCACACCUGGAGACCUCAAGAGCUCCCCCCCGCAACACCGCCGCCGACGCACCUGGCGGAUCCAGGGUUUUCCUCCCCCCCCACCUGA